Alternaria burnsii is the source of this 486-nucleotide messenger RNA. RefSeq lists its product as uncharacterized. The transcript is spliced from 3 exons. The coding region runs from base 1 to 486 and encodes 161 amino acids. The record is from RefSeq and is a predicted model, not a curated record. NCBI's taxonomy places the organism in Eukaryota, Fungi, Ascomycota, Dothideomycetes, Pleosporales, Pleosporaceae.
AUGGAUCAGAUCAAGAAGCGCAUGGAAGCUCUCCGCGUUGAGGCGGAUGAGAGCAGCGCCCGCGCCGAGGAGCUCAAGGCGACUGUCAAGCGCCUCGAAGCCGAGACCACACAGAAGGAGCAGGAGAUUACCUCGCUGACGCACAAGAACUCUGUGCUCGAGAGCGAGGUUGAGAAGCUUGAGGGGCAAGUCAAGAUCCACAAGGACGAAGCUGGUGCAGGUGCUCAGGCUGGCACCCAAGCCGAGAGCCUCCAGCGCAAGAUCCAAGUUCUCGAGGAAGAAGCUGAGGAAUCGGACAGGACGAUCCGCGAGCUCAACGAGAAGCUCCGCCAAACCGACGUCAAGUCCGGUCACUACGAACGCAAAGUACAAGCCCUCGAGCAGUCCCGCGACCAGUGGGAAACCAAGUACGAAGAGAUGGCCAAGAAAUACGCCGACACCAAGAAGGAGCUCGACGACUUCGUCAAGGAGAUCGGUAACAUCUGA